Molecule: messenger RNA, 430 nt
Organism: Paramecium sonneborni
Lineage: Eukaryota; Ciliophora; Oligohymenophorea; Peniculida; Parameciidae
Source: the annotation of a GenBank genome assembly
AAUUGAGACAAUAACAGCUAUUUGAACAUUAGCGAUAUCAUGCAAAAAUCGAUAAGAAAAGUAUAAAUUAGAAAAUUAUGAGAUGCACAAAAAUUAGUCAUUCAUAAUUCUUAUGAUAAGGUGGCUUUUAGAGUAUUAUAGAUACUAAUUCAAAAUUAUGGAGUUCUAUUAAAACCUGUUCAAAUAAUGAGAAGAAAAUUACUAAAGACAACAGAUUAAAAUAUAUAAGAGGUGAAGAAAUCUUCUGAGUCAUAAGGCAAACGAAUAAGAAUUUUAAAUUUAUUUAAAACUCUCGAGAAUGAUUAUAAUACUCUAUCCGCUUAAAAUCAGCAAUUGACUUUUGAAAAUAAAAUAAAGGCAAUUAUAUAUUUUUAUAUAAGAGUUGGAUUUAGAAAUGUCAUAGGAUCGAUCUUAUAAAGACUUAUAUAAC